ACAAGUAAACAUGGCGGAUGAGGAUCCAAACACGAAAGUUGGUGAAGACGCUCCUACGAAAGAAGAAGAUCUGGAGGCAACGGAACCUGAACAAGAUGCUGUGGUUAACAAUAGCGACGAGGUCCAGAAAGACAAACCGGCAGACAGCUCUUGGUCGGCGCCGAUUUUGUCUUUUGCUCGUAAAGCGACGGAGACGUUGAGCAGUGUGAACAACUACAGCGCUGGAUUAAAGGCAUCUGACUCACAACAACACUCCUGUGACAGCUCUGACACUAUUAAACCCGCAGGUAUGAAGGAUCCUGCAGCAGUGGAGAGGUCAAAUCUCCUCAGCAUGAUGAAGCUCAGCAUCAAGGUUCUGAUCCAGUCGUCUCUCAGUCUCGGCCGGACGCUUGACUCUGAGUAUCCUCCUCUGCAGCAGUUCUUUGUGGUUCUGGAGCACUGCCUUAAACAUGGACUAAAAGUGAAGAAAUCUUUCAUUGGUCAGAAUAAAUCUAUCUGGGCACCACUGGAGUUGAUAGAAAAACUGUGCCCUGAGUCAGCUGACAUUGCCACCAGUGUGCGUGAUAUGCCAGGACUCAAGACAGGGCUUGGGCGAGCUAGAGCGUGGCUGCAUUUGGCCCUUAUGCAGAAAAAAAUCGCAGACUACAUGAAAGUCCUUAUAAACAGGCGAGACCUUCUUGGGGAGUUUUAUGAGCCCGGGUCUCUUAUAUUGGAGGAGGAAGGGGCUGUUAUCGUGGGCAUGCUGGUGGGCCUGAAUGUGAUCGAUGCUAAUUUGUGUGUGAAAGGAGAGGAUCUGGAUUCUCAGGUGUGUGUUAUUGACUUCUCAUUAUAUUUAAAGGAUCCACAGACAACUGAAACCACACAAGAUGAUUCAAAAAUGACAGCCAUCCUUGACCAGAAGCACUAUAUAGAGGAACUGAACCGCCAUCUUAGCUGCACAGUGACGGAUCUUCAGGCCAAGAUGGACUCGCUGGAGAAGACCAAUGGCAAACUCAUUGAGGAGCUGACAGCAGCUACAGACAGAAUCAACGCACUGCGUGAAGAGCAGGAACAACUUAAACAGGAAAAUGCAAAUAUUCUCCAAACUAGUCAGAGAAAAGAGGAGGUGACUCUUCAGGACAGCCAGGUGGAGUUGGAAACGUAUCGGCAGACACGUCAGGGUUUGGAUGAAUUGUACAAUGUAGUUUGGAAGCAGUAUAAAGAGGAGAAACGAAUCCGGCAGGAGCUGCAAAAAGAGCUGGAGCUGCAGAUAGGACUGAAGCAGGAAAUGGAGGUGGCCAUGAAACUCCUGGAAAAGGACACUCACGAGAAACAGGACACACUGGGCGCAUUACGACAACAACUGGACCAGGUCAAGAAUCUCAACCUGCAGAUGUUCAACAAAGCACAGGAGUCUGACCGAGUAGCCCAGAGAAAAGUGGAGGAGAUGCUACAGCUUGAAAAGAAAAUGAUUCAGAUGGAGGCAUCCAUGAAAGAACUAGAGCAGAGGCUUCAGAAUUCAGAGAAUUUGUGCAAGAACACGGAUGAAAGCCAAAAUGAGCUGCGAUCAGAGAUGAAAGGGAAAGUGAACGCUCUGCAGAAGCGUCUGGCUGACCUGGACACACUCAGGGCAGGCUUGGAGUCAGAGCUCAGCACAGAGAAAGAACAGCGGCAGAACCUGCAGAGAGAGCUGCAGAGAGAGCAGGACAACAGCACUGAGCUGUGCACACAACUGCAACAGCUGCAAGGCCUGCAGACGGAAUUGCUUGAACUGCGACAUGAGAAGAAACAGCUCCAGCAGCUGUGUGAGGAACAGGAAAAGGCUCUACAGGAGAUGGGUCUUCAUCUCAGCCAGUCCAAACUCAAGAUGGAGGACUUCAAAGAGGUCAACAAAGCAUUGAAGGGCCAUGCCUGGCUAAAAGAUGAUGAAGCCACACAGUGCAAACAAUGCCAAAAAGAGUUCUCAAUAUCUCGGAGGAAACACCAUUGCAGAAACUGUGGAGACAUCUACUGCAACAGCUGCUCCAGUAAUGAGCUGGCUCUACCUUCAUAUCCCAGACCUGUCCGCGUAUGUGACGUCUGCCAUUCCCUCCUGCUCCAGAGGAGUACCACUGGCUCUUGACAAC
Molecule: messenger RNA, 2105 nt
Organism: Myxocyprinus asiaticus (Chinese sucker)
Lineage: Eukaryota; Metazoa; Chordata; Actinopteri; Cypriniformes; Catostomidae
Product: RUN and FYVE domain-containing protein 1-like
Exons: 17
Coding region: 11-2101 (696 amino acids)
Biological process (GO): regulation of endocytosis; protein transport
Cellular component (GO): cytoplasm
Molecular function (GO): metal ion binding
Source: RefSeq, a predicted model, not a curated record